AUGUUGAUCAGCGACACCAGAAGAAGAGGCAUUUCGUCAAUCGAAUUUUCCGUUGGAUUCCUCAGUUUACUGUUGUCGGUAUUGUUCAUCAUUUAUGGAUAUUCUCUCAAAUCACAUACUAGAUCACAAUCGGUGACAAUAUCGAGUCAAGAAUUUGAGAAUGUACUGGCCCAUCACUCUGCAGCUCCACGUUCAUGUUGCUUUCAGAAUGCUUCAACGACGACAAGUCGGAUCAUCUCGUCGAUAGCGAUCUUCGUGUCGUCUUCAUGGUAA
Molecule: messenger RNA, 273 nt
Organism: Cooperia oncophora
Lineage: Eukaryota; Metazoa; Nematoda; Chromadorea; Rhabditida; Trichostrongylidae
Source: the annotation of a GenBank genome assembly